This is a messenger RNA of Aspergillus ochraceoroseus IBT 24754, 2257 nucleotides long. Its product is annotated as putative salicylate hydroxylase. The record is from RefSeq and is a predicted model, not a curated record. NCBI's taxonomy places the organism in Eukaryota, Fungi, Ascomycota, Eurotiomycetes, Eurotiales, Aspergillaceae. The transcript is spliced from 4 exons. The coding region runs from base 61 to 2193 and encodes 710 amino acids. Gene Ontology annotation, molecular function: monooxygenase activity; FAD binding.
GCGAAAGGCCAUGUCUGUUGUAGGCCGAGCAACCAUAACGACCCAUUUCCUUUGGCUUACAUGUGCAGCAUGACGGCUCUGAACGGAACACUUGUGGUGAACGGUACCACCAAUACCGCCGUACCGCUGAAGAUCCUCGUCGUUGGCGGUGGUAUUGGGGGCUUGACAGCAGCAAUCGCGCUCCGCAAGCAGGGCCAUGACGUACAAAUCUUUGAACAGUCCCGACUGGCGACAGAGACGGGUGCUGCACUCCAUCUUGCGCCAAACUCAAAUGGAAUUCUAAAGCGCCUGGGAGUCUUUGCGGAGGAGUCUGGUGCCAACAAAAUGGAACGGUUAACCGAAUACACUGCCACUGGAGAGCUGGACAGGAGUCUGGAUCUCACGGAGCCAAACAAGAGGUGGCAGCAUCAAUGGCUUCUUGCUCAUCGAAUCGAGCUCCACAACCAACUGAAAGCCAUUGUGACAAAUCCAAGAGACGACAAAGAUGCCAUUCCCUUUCACACUGCCAGCAGAGUGGUGUCUGUAGACCCUGUUGAAGCACGUGUCACGCUGGAGGAUGGUAGACACUUCCAGGGGGAUCUAGUGAUCGGUGCAGAUGGAGUCCAUUCGGUCACAAGGAGCGCGAUACCGGGAGGCAAUGUCAAGGUAUCUUGCUGUGGGAAGAGUGCAUUUCGAUUCCUGGUGCCAAAAGAAGCUGCGCUGGAAGACCCUGAAACUGCCAGGUUUGUUCAGGAUCCCGGAGAAUUGUGCAUUUGGUACGGUCCAGAUCGUCGCAUCGUGAUGUACCCUACUUCCAACAAUACAGUGCUGAACUUUGUGGUGAUCCACCCCGAGGCAGAGUCCGCGGAUGAAGCAGAGGAGACCUGGGGCCAAUCCGGAAACCUUGAAAAGAUGCUUCAGAUCUUCUCUGCUUUUGAUCCAGCGGUUCUUAACCUUCUCUCCAAGGCAGAUCCAAACAGUGUCAGGGUAUGGAAGCUCCUGGAUAUGGAAGAAAUUCCUCAGUGGCAUAAUGAACGUCUAGUACUGCUGGGAGAUGCAGCGCACCCAUUCCUGCCUCACCAGGGCCAGGGAGCCGGAGUUGCCAUCGAGGAUGCUGCCUCUUUAGCAGUGGUAUUACCUCUAGGAACUCCGGUGGAAGAAGUGCCGCUGCGACUGCAGCUGUAUGACCAGAUUCGUCACCAGCGUGCUAGUCGAAUCCAGGAGUUCUCUCGCCUAGCCGGUCGAGACCGGUCUGAGGAAACUGAGGCCCUAGAUAUUUAUGGCUUCACAAACUACAACUUUGGCCACGAUGAAUGGGACAAUUCAACACAAAAGCUACGAGAGUGGACAUGGAAUCGCAUCCCUAAGCCUUACUGGCGUAUGCCCAUUGCUUUUGGGCCCAUGCCAGGUCCCCGGCAGACUCAUUUAGGGGUCCCUCGAGAUGGAAGUAAAUCCACGUUCACCACCGCCUCUAUCAAGUUCAAAACCUCUCGCACUCUACUCCAGAAUCUGUUCCCCCCAGAUCGACAGGGAUGGCGUUUUAGCUCCCCAGAUACGAUUGCUUACGCGUCAUUCUCGCAGACCACCCUCGACAAAAUGGAGUGGCUUGGUGGAUCCGGGUACAAGCAUAUUGGGCUGUACAUCCAUGGGGUGGAAUAUGUCAAGAAGGACGGCAGUGUUGUGAAGGGUUCAUAUCUGCCCAUUCUUUUUGAAUCCCUCACAGAUCCAAUUGUCUCUGGCCGUGAAGAACUCGGCAUGCCGAAGUUGUACACAUCUGUGGACGUUUACCGCCGCGCCACUUCUUAUCGUAUUCGCACCGGUUGGCAGGGAGCUCUGUGGGGGAACUUUCUUCUCGAGAACCUAGUUGAGGUAGACCCAUCCUCGGCUACUGGUGGCAUCAGCGGCGAGGCUGACGAGGGAAUUUUGGCAUACAAAUACCUCCCCAAGUCUGGCCGUGCGAACAAAAACAUACCGGCUGAGGAGUACCCGAUCUUUGACCCAUUUUCCGAAGCUGUUCCGACGCCCCGGCCGCAAAGAAUGUUCACCACCACCCAAGCAAGCUUCCAAAUAGACCCCCUCGAUUGGGAGCAACUCCCGACUCUCCAUCAUGUCAUCUCGCGGUUGGCAGAGCUCCCUGUGUAUGAAAUUGUUGGUGCCAAGCUGGUCGAAGGGGAGGGGGUACCUGAUGUGUCUGGAGCCCGACCUAUUGAAUAGUUUGUUUUUGAUGCAGGAUAUAAUAUCCAGGAAGAUUAAGAUUGGUUUAUUCAAUGUAAUGUAG